AAUGCCAAGAAGGACAAAAACAUAUCCGCUUUUUUACGCAAAAUAUUGCAUUCAAGCACGUAUUUGUCUAACAUUGAGUUCGCACGUGUUCCGGUCAUCGGAAAGAAAGUUUCUCGAGAGGAACUUGUUUGCAAAACGUUUCUCACGCUACCAGCUAUGACGGUUUAUUGUAGGUUGCUAUGCUAUAGCGUCUCACUUUGUAACUGCAUGUUUUGGCAUUGAUGAAUGUUCUCAAGAAAUAAACAUUUAUGUACUUGGUAGCUUCACAUUUAUUCUGCGACAGGUUAUAAAAGCUUCAAAUUGCAAAAUAUAUUAAACAGUUCCAUCCGAAGCGCAUUCGUUGUUGCUGUUUGAGACCCGCGCACAAGGAUGCGAGGUGACAUCAUUCGGGUGUUGGGUGCAAUUACGCUGCUAACAGUGGCCAAUGUUUCGGCGUUCUCAAAUAACUCAAAUGCUAUAUACACUUGGGAGGGUGGCCGCAUCCAGUGGCCAUGUCCAACAACAAAACGACUGGUUAAGGCUGCUGCAAAGUACACUCCUAAGGAUAUCAUCGCAAUGGCUUGUGCACGAUGUGGAGAUAAGACCCUUUGUGCGAUGCCUCGAUACCAAAAUAGUAUCCCGAUAACCCUGGGACAAAUCUACGCUACGAAGAAGGGGUGCGACGUGAAGUUUGAACCGUUCCCUUGUUGGACUGAGCAGGAAGAGAACAACUGUAAUUCGCUACAGUCAGUAAUCGAUAUCUACGCAACUGGUGAUUAUGUGUGGGUCUUGGAUAAUGGAAUUCUUAACGCAUUACGAAGUCCAGUUCAAAAAUGUCUUGCAAAGGUAGUAGUAUAUGAGGUUAAAUCGGGCAAAAAGAUGAAGACCAUCAACCUAAGUCGAUACGUGACAGAAAAGUCUCGCCUGCAGUACAUGCAGGUUGAAUGCCUAAAAGGCGGUCAAUGCUUCGUGUACAUUAGCGAUGCUGGAAAUAAUGCAGUUAUUAUCUACGAUGUGUCUGGGGGUCGUGGCUAUCGCGUGGUUCUGCCGAAGGCUGUCCAUCAUGGUUGUCGCUUCCGAGAUGUGCUUUACAUUUUCUUAUCGUAUCACAAAGAUGGAACGAAACUCUAUUUCACCUAUCUUGGUGGACAACAUAUGUUUGCUAUACGAACUGAUCACUUACGAAAGGGUCAUGGUGGUAACAUAGAAGAUAUUGGAGAAAAGCCAGGGUCUUACAUCUACAUCGGCCCGGAUGGCGCAACGGGUGUAUUUUUCAGGGAGGAAGGUGACAGUAACGUUUACUUUUGGGAUACUAAACAGUGUCUGAAAAAGACCAACUUCAAACUGGUCUUCAAAAGCAGCGAUGGACUGUACGCAACGGAUGUGUUCCCAGACCAUGAAAUCAAUCGAUUUCUACUGCUGGAGUCAGAUUUUCCUGGUUACAUGGAAGGGAAGGCUGGAUGUGGCACAUUGCAUCAAAUAUCUCUGCUAGAUGGAACUAGUUAAA
This is a messenger RNA of Armigeres subalbatus, 1486 nucleotides long. Its product is annotated as major royal jelly protein 5-like. Bases 370 to 1485 code for a protein of 371 amino acids. The record is from RefSeq and is a predicted model, not a curated record. The transcript is spliced from 3 exons. Gene Ontology annotation, cellular component: extracellular region. Lineage: Eukaryota; Metazoa; Arthropoda; Insecta; Diptera; Culicidae.